AUGUGGGAUGUAGGUAGUGGAAGGCUGAAGCUUACACUAACAAGACACGCCUUGUUGUUACCAACAAACAUUCAUAUAUGUUCUCUACAGGAUGACAAGCAAGUAAAUUGCUGGUGUCUAGAACAGAAUAAGGUUGCGGGGGUUGAUUGCUUGGCACUUCAUCCAACUAUUGACCUUCUACUAACUGGAGGUCAUGAUUCUAAUCUGUCCGGUAUGCUUUCGAUCGUUUGGGAUAUCCGUAGCAAGAUGCAAAUUUCGAGCCUUGACAACACAGUAUCUUCAGUUUUUACUCGACCUACGGUAAGCAAUCCUUUUCAAGUGAGAGAGAUCAUGUUUAAAUCUACCUAUAUUUUAUCAGAGCUUAUUUCUCACACAACUCCUCAUAAGUUUGGGGAGGGAAGAAAGGGAUGUGAUAUAACCAGAAUGAAAAACUGGAUUGGAUUUGCAAAAUUGGUGCAGGAUCCACAAGUUGUAACAGGCUCUCAUUACACAACCAUAAAGUUUUGGAACCUUAGACGUGAUACUAUUUUUUUGCAUUAUUCUCUUUCUGAUUUUGCUUUUCCAGUUUUGACGACAUUUAUUAAUCCUGCAUGGCUGGCAAGACGAUGA
This is a messenger RNA of Ilex paraguariensis (yerba mate), 609 nucleotides long. The record is from the annotation of a GenBank genome assembly. Lineage: Eukaryota; Viridiplantae; Streptophyta; Magnoliopsida; Aquifoliales; Aquifoliaceae.